Molecule: messenger RNA, 606 nt
Organism: Lasiosphaeria miniovina
Lineage: Eukaryota; Fungi; Ascomycota; Sordariomycetes; Sordariales; Lasiosphaeriaceae
Exons: 1
Coding region: 1-606 (201 amino acids)
Source: RefSeq, a predicted model, not a curated record
AUGACGCAGCUCACGGCGUGCCUAUCAAUGGCACUCGCGCAAGUAUUGUUAACCACGGUCGCGCGCGCGCAGCUGGUUCCCAACUGGAGCGCGUACCCGAUCGCGUCGCAGCAGUGCCUGGCGUACUACGAAUUCUACAGCGGGUGCAGCCGGGCGAAUGCGUACGCGCUCAACGCGUGCCUGUGCAGCAACGGCGGCGGGUGGGUGGUCAACGUGGCGCAGUGCGUCGAGGCCGGCGACGCGGCCAACCUCGACGUCGUCUACGGCACGCUCAAGGCCGCGUGCAUUACCACCGGCACGCCCAUCAGUUUCUCGCUGGCCGAGUGGCGGAAUGCUGCUGGUGCGGCUAGCGAUGCCGGCGAUGCGCAGUCGUCCGCGCCGACUACGUUUUCGACUUCGAUCGUGUCUUUGUCGACGAAGCCCGCUACGCCGGGGCAGACGCCGACGCCGACGCCGACUCCGGCUCCGCAGACCGACGGUGGAGGCGGUGGCAGUGGCGGGCUCAGUACGAGCGACAAGAUUGCCGUGGGCAUUGGCGUGCCCGUCGGCGUUUUCAGUAUCAUUGGUGCCAUCGUGGCCUGGUACAUGUGCUGCCAUGCGCGAUGA